This is a messenger RNA of Huiozyma naganishii CBS 8797, 1494 nucleotides long. It is a transcript of the gene SWP82, whose product is annotated as Swp82p. Bases 1 to 1494 code for a protein of 497 amino acids. The record is from RefSeq and is a predicted model, not a curated record. Lineage: Eukaryota; Fungi; Ascomycota; Saccharomycetes; Saccharomycetales; Saccharomycetaceae. The transcript has a single exon.
AUGGGGUUUAAUUUAUUAGACGAUGCGACGGUGCUACUACAUGAACGAUUUGUCGUUCGUCAAAUUUUGCAAAUAUUGUCCCAGGAGGAAUUAGUACAGGGGAAUCUACUGGACAGCCCUGAAAGGCAAAUACGUCCACCGGAUGAUUUUUGUGAUACUGUUUUGCCAGUCGCAAAUAACGGUGUAGAAUUCCCAAUGAAAAGGGUAGAUCCAUUGGGGGAAACGAAAAUUGGGCCCCAUGGACAACUGGAAAAUGGCCAAAAAUUUCUGUUCAAUUAUUUCACAUUGCCUUCUAGGAAUAAAAAUGGUACAUACUUUGUGCUUGUUCGAGAUUUAAUGCAAGGUUUGAAUUGUGAUAAAGAUACACUAGAGGUCGAUUUUUUGAACAGUCACCCUCAAUUGUACCCGCUAAACGCUACCCCUGAUGAAUUAUCACUACUGAAGGCAAAUGGUAUCUUAGGUGAUUCCUCGACGGAGACGAAAUUUGUGACCACGCGAUCUAGCUUUGUGCUGUUUGGUGCAGCAGUGGUCGCAGAGGGGACUAGACUCGUGGAUGACUAUUGGGAGACUUUGGGGAAAGAACAGAAUUUCAGUUCACAUCACAGAGUCCAUAAAUUAUCCUUUAAAACGUUCGAUCUCGUGAAACUGUUGAAACCUGCUGCCUUCUCCACUUUCAAGAGCCAGGACAAAAGCUAUCCAUCACCCGAUGAGUCAUCAUUUGAUUUACCUUACACAAUCAUCAACGAGCAGUUUUCACCCGAGAUCAGAGAAGAAUUCGGUAGACAGUUCUCCGUGGGGCAGCAUAUCGACGUCGUCGUACCGGGACAAAGCAUCACGGGCUCACUGGAACUGAGCGCACAAUUCAAAGUCCCCAAAUAUCAUAGCAAAAAUUCUUUCUUACAGGCUAAUCAGAUCAACGGGUUGGAUAUCCCCAUAGAGAAGCACGAAGCGCUCCUGAACGGUAUCAACACGGGUAACAGGAACAGCGCAUCCCCCGGCGCCACCCCGCAUGACUCAACGCCGGCGUCCGUCAACACCAGUUUCGUGAAACCACCGAAACAGGUGAGCAGAAUGCUGAGCAACAUAUUGGAUUCCAGCAUCAAUUUGUCCACUGCAAGGAAUACAGACGAAAUGAAUGUAAUAAGUGCCAAAAACUCAUAUAAUGUUGCCGAUCGUGGAGUCACUUCACAACUCUCUCUGAACAUAGACGGGUGGAAAUUCGAUGGGCUCCCCGUGUUCGCCAAUGAUGUGGCACAGACACAGGACGUGCAUUAUUCCGCAAAGGGGUUGCCCACGUAUAUCAAAUCCAACUUAGUGUCACGUCUGAAACACUUGACGCCAAACCAAAUCAAGGAAAUAGAGCACCAGCACGACUGUAUAUUUGUCAACGUCGGACUACAGCGGGUGCGCCAGCUACGGAACCAAAAAUGGACCAAGUAUUGGCAGUACAAGAGCGGUAUACCGAUGGGUCUUCGGAAGAGGGACAAAAAAUAA